This is a messenger RNA of Photinus pyralis (common eastern firefly), 2678 nucleotides long. RefSeq names its product serine/threonine-protein phosphatase 2A 56 kDa regulatory subunit gamma isoform-like. NCBI's taxonomy places the organism in Eukaryota, Metazoa, Arthropoda, Insecta, Coleoptera, Lampyridae. Gene Ontology annotation, molecular function: protein phosphatase activator activity. Gene Ontology annotation, cellular component: protein phosphatase type 2A complex; nucleus; cytosol. Gene Ontology annotation, biological process: protein dephosphorylation; signal transduction. Bases 379 to 2073 code for a protein of 564 amino acids. The transcript has 6 exons. The record is from RefSeq and is a predicted model, not a curated record.
GUUAGUGUUUUUGUUUUCACUUAAGUGCUUGUUUUGCUUUUCAUUAUUGAAGGACAUUGUGUUCCUUCAAAUUUGGCGUCUUAUCGAUAGAAUUUUCACCGCUCGCCUACGUAUUUAAUCUCGUGUUUAAUUAUAAUUCCAGACCUACCCUACCUCCGCCACUGGUUUAAUUUUAUUUUAGUUUCUAUUUAUUCUGCACACUUUACUAAAUUUUUGCGCCUUGAUUAUUCUUUCACAAUGCGUCUAAUGUGCAAAAGUUACAAUUUUAAUUGGUCUUAAUUUGUCGAUAUUAUUUGUUAAUUAAAGUGUUUGACUUUAAAUUUUUAAGUUGGGUUGUUGAUAUCAAAUUGGCAAUACAUAAUUAUGUAAGCUGACGUGAUGGCUUUAGGCGGUUUUUUUCGACGCCGUAAACGUAAUGAAUCGCAUAAGGGUAACUCACUGGGGGGUCCUCCGCCGCCUACGCUACUCAACAAAACAAAACUUACAACCGGUACCGUUCAAGGCCCCCUCAUCAAAAAGGAUAAAAGGCACUCAAGUUCGCGCUUCAACAUCACAAAAAAUCGUGAAUUGGAAAUGUUACCCCCAUUGAAAGAUACACCACCGGCCGAAAGAGAAGAGCUAUUCAUUCAAAAAUUAAGACAGUGCUGCGUUUUAUUCGAUUUUGCAACCGAUCCACUAUCAGAUUUAAAGUGGAAAGAAGUGAAACGUACGGCACUGCACGAAAUGGUAGAAUUUGUCACGCAGAACAAAGGUGUACUUUCAGAGGCUAUAUAUCCCGAAACAGUUAAUAUGUUUGCAGUAAAUCUAUUUCGUACGUUGCCGCCAUCCUCGAAUCCAAAUGGAGCAGAAUUUGAUCCGGAAGAAGAUGAACCGACUUUGGAAGCUGCGUGGCCCCACCUUCAGUUAGUUUACGAAUUAUUUUUACGUGUACUAGAAGCGUCCGAUUUCCAACCUAAUAUAGCGAAACAUUACAUAGAUCAAAAAUUUGUGUUAAGUUUGUUGGAACUAUUCGAUUCGGAAGAUCCGCGCGAACGUGAUUUAUUAAAAACGACGUUACAUAGAAUUUACGGAAAAUUUUUAGGGUUACGAGCUUUUAUACGUAAACAAAUUAAUAACGUAUUUUAUAGGUUUAUAUACGAAACUGAACACCAUAACGGUAUUGCCGAAUUAUUAGAAAUUUUAGGUUCAAUUAUUAACGGUUUCGCGCUACCACUAAAAGAAGAGCACAAAGUGUUUUUGCUUCGCGUUUUAAUGCCGUUACAUAAAGUUAAAUCGCUUUCGGUAUAUCACCCUCAGUUGGCGUAUUGUGUAGUUCAAUUUCUGGAAAAGGACCCUUCACUUACGCAACCGGUUAUACGCAGCCUUCUAAAGUACUGGCCAAAAACACACAGUCCAAAGGAAGUAAUGUUUCUCAAUGAGUUAGAAGAAAUUUUGGACGUAAUAGAGCCGGCCGAAUUUCAGAAAGUAAUGGAUCCUCUAUUUAAACAGUUGGCAAAAUGCGUAAGCUCUCCUCAUUUUCAAGUUGCAGAGCGAGCAUUAUAUUACUGGAAUAACGAGUAUGUGAUGUCUUUGGUUGCCGAAAAUGCGACCGAAAUUUUACCUAUGAUGUUUCCAAGUUUAUAUCGUAACUCAAAGAGUCAUUGGAAUAAAACAAUUCACGGACUGAUUUAUAAUGCUCUCAAAUUAUUCAUGGAGAUGAAUCAGAAGCUAUUUGACGAAUGCACGCAGCAAUACAAACAAGAAAGACAAAAGGAACGAGAGCGACAGCAUCAACGUGACGAGUUAUGGAAUCGUGUCGAAAAUAUGGCGACGCAGAAUCCUGGCUAUGAUAUAAUUUUGGCUCAAAAUUUAAGCAUGGUUAAUUUGUCAAACAGUCCAGAACAAGACGAAGAUCUUACGUUAGAAAUUUUAGAAAAGGAGACUCAGGAGGUACGUAAGGGAGGCCACGUAAUUAAGCAGAUAGUACGUCGUAAAUCGGAAUUACCUCAAGAUGUAUAUACAAUGAAAGCCCUUAACGAUCACAAGCGAGCUGAUGAAUUCCUCGUCACCCCACCCGAUGUAAACAAGUGCUAGUCUUAUGUCAUCAUGCCUACAUCUUAGAAAGCUUAGUGCCAACAACUUUGCACUUGUCGCAAGAAUUUUUUUAUGUUUUUAUUCGGGUUCUAAGUGAAAGUUUACACUUUUUAUAUCGUUCUGCAACCCUUUUGUUUAUAGACUUAGAGUAAUAGCAUAUUUUCUUCUUGUAAAAUAUUCCAGUUUUUUUUAUUGUUGAGCCUUAUAGAGUCUAAAUAUGGCAAAUGCGCACAUGUGUUAUUUUUUAACCUUUCACAAUAUUUUAGAUCUGGGCACUUCUUACCGUAUUCCCUUUAAAAUACUCGUAGUACGUUUUUUGUUUGUUUUUUUAAGUUUCAGUUAGUACUUAAGUACAUGAUGUUGAUCAUUACAUUUAAGUACGUUCUUAAUGUACAGGAAUAAAAAUGUGAUUCUAAUUAAUUUAAUAUGUACGGCACUUGCUUUGGAUGUAUGUUAAUAAUGAAGGCAUGUUAUAAUUUACAAAGAAACAGUAUGCUAAUAUCCAAUACAUUCAAUAAUUAGAAUAAAGUACGUAUACAUUAUUUAAGAAUGAAAUGGUUGUGUAAAUAUAGAAAUGGUGUUAAUAAUAAUUAUUAUUGUCUACA